CUCACUGAGGUGGAGUACCAGGAGCGGACCAGCUGCAGAGUCAGAGCGCUCUACGUGCCUUGCCAGUGUAGAUGGGUAUUGAGCUAGUGCGCCCGGGGCUCCCUUAAUGCACUGUAACUCGCACGUGUAGCCAAGCCCUUAGAUACUUGGUCUGUGAUACUGGAGUAUCUGAGCACCUCACAAUCUGUACUGUAUUUAUUCUCUCAACAGCCCUGUGAAGUAGGUUAUACUGUUGUCUUCAUUUUACAGAUGGAAAAUUGAGGCACAGAGAGGCUAAGUGACUUGCCCAAGGUCACAAAGGAAGUCUGUGGUGGAGCAGGAAAUUGAAUCCAGGUUUCCAAGUCUUAGGCUAGUGCCUUAAUCACUGGGCCAUCCUUCCUCUGAUCAAACCUGUCCCAUUUUUUUAAAGAAUGAACUUCAAAUGGGAAACUUCCACAGGCCAUGCAUAGUGUUGCCAGCCUCAAGUGUUCAAAGCUCAUGAGAUCUUCUAAAAUGAAUAAUUUCUUUGCUUUUCAAUUUCUAAGUCUGCAGGGUGCACUUACUUCAUAGUUUCAAGUUUCUUAGCUUUUUUUUCUUUCUUUCUUCCAAACAUGAGGGCUACAAACCAGGAUGGAUUGAUGUAAAUAAAGCGAGUAUUUACUCUAUUAGAAAAGGCUUUGCUUGGUUCCCCUGUGCAGUUCACCUGGCAGAAAACUUCAGGAAACUUCCUUGCUGUGACAGGAACUGAUCACACUGUAAAAAUCUUUGAUCGUCAUGGUCAGAAGAGAAAUGAAAUUAAUUUACCAAGCAACUGUGUUGCUAUGGACUGGGAUAAAGAUGGGGACACCUUAGCCAUAAUUGCUGACAAAUCUAGUACUGUUUAUCUGUGGGAUGCCAACACAAACAAAACAAGCCAGGUGGACAGUGGCAUGAGAGACCAGAUGUCUUUCUUGCUUUGGUCCAAAGUUGGAGCCUUGCUUGCUGUUGGAACAACCAAGGGAAACUUGCUUAUUUAUAACCGACAGACUUCUCGCAAGAUUCCUGUCCUUGGUAAACACACCAAGCGGAUCACUUGUGGUUGCUGGAGUACUGAAAACCUGCUGGCACUAGGUAGUGAAGACAAAAUGAUAACUAUUAGCAAUCAGGAAGGAGAUACUAUAAGACAGACUUCAGUGAGAUCGGAUCCCAGUGAUAUGCAGUUCUCAGUGAUGAAGACUGAUGAAAGAAUAUCAGCUAGGGAAAGCACAGUAAGCGUGGUGGUUGGCAGGAAAACAUUGUUUCUUUUUAAUUUGAAUGAUCCUGAUAACCCAAUUGAUCUGGAAUUCCAGCAGCGCUAUGGCAACAUUGUAACCUAUAGAUGGUACGGCGAUGGCUACAUCAUGAUUGGCUUCUCACGUGGGUGCUUUGUUGUUAUUUCUACACACAUUCGUGAGAUUGGUCAAGAGAUUUUUCAAGCUCGCAAUCAUAAAGAUAACCUAACCAGCAUUGCAAUAUCACAAUCACUAAACAAAGCUGCAUCAUGUGGAGACAACUGCAUUAAGAUUCAUGACCUGUCAGAACUGAAAGAAAUGUAUGCUAUAAUAAACCUGGAUGAUGAAAAUAAAGGUCUAGAUCACCUGGCUUGGACAGAUGAUGGACAGUUGUUGGCAGUGUCUACACAAAGAGGGUCACUUCACGUCUUCUUGACAAAGCUUCCAAUCCUUGGAGAUGCUUGCGGCACGCGGAUUGCUUACCUCACUUCUCUUCUUGAAGUUACUGUGGCCAAUCAUGUUGAAGGAGAGCUACCAGUCACAGUUUCUGUUGAAGUGGAGCCAAACUUUGUUGCUGUAGGUCUUUAUCAUUUGGCUGUAGGAAUGAAUAAUCGUGCUUGGUUUUAUGUACUUGGAGAGAAUAGUGUAAAAAAGCUUAAAGACAUGGAGUAUCUGGGGACAGUAACCAGUAUGUAUCUUAAUUCUGACUAUGCUGCCGCACUCUUUGAGGGUAAAGUCCAGUUGCAUAUGAUAGAAGGUGAAUGUUUGGAUGCUCUGGAAGAACGAGAGACUCGACUUUUCCCAGCGGUGGAUGAUAAAUGUCGAAUCUUGUGCCAUGCUCUUACUGGUGAUUUCCUCAUCUAUGGUACAGAUACAGGUGUUAUUCACUAUUUCUAUAUUGAAGACUGGCAAUAUGUGAAUGAAUAUCGGCAUCCUGUCAGUGUGAGAAAAAUCUUUCCAGACCCCAAUGGAACCAGAUUGGUUUUCAUUGAUGACAAAAGUGAUGGCUUUGUGUAUUACCCAGUAAAUGAUGGUGUUCAUGAGAUCCCAAAUUUUCCACCAACCAUUAAAGGCAUUCUGUGGGAAAACUGGCCAAUAGAUAAAGGUGUAUUUGCUGCUUACGAUGAUGAUAAAGUAUAUACUUAUGUCUUCCAUAAGGAUACCAUACAAGGGUCCAAGGUUAUUUUGGCAGGUGGCACCAAAGUUCCCUUUUCCCACAAACCAUUGCUUUUGUAUAACGGAGAAUUAACUUGUCAGACUCAAAGUGGGAAAACAAACAAUAUCUAUCUUAGUACUCAUAGUUUCCUUGGCAUUUUGAAAGACACCGGAUUUAAUGAGCUGAAACAAAUACUUACUCAGACUUUAAUGCUGAAAAGGUUUUCUGAAGCAUGGGAGGUUUGCAAACUUCUGAAUGAUCAAUCUGGUUGGAAUGAGCUGGCCAGAGCUUGCCUACAUCACAUGGAAUUGGAGUUUGCAGUACGCGUUUAUCGGACGAUUGGAAAUGUUGGGAUGGUGAUGUCACUAGAGCAAAUAAAGGGAAUAGAAGACCACAACCUUUUAGCUGGACAUCUUGCCAUGUUUACUAAUGACUUUAAUCUGGCUCAGGAUUUAUAUCUGGCAUCCACCUGUCCUGUUGCUGCGCUUGAGAUGAGAAGAGAUUUGCAGCAUUGGGACAGCGCACUACAGCUGGCUAAGCGUUUGGCCCCAGACCAGAUCCCGUUCAUAUCAAAGGAGUAUGCUAUGCAGCUUGAAUUCACGGGUGAUUAUGUGAAUGCUUUGGCGCACUAUGAGAAGGGAAUCACAAGGGACAAUAAGUAUAAGGAACAUGAUGAAGCUUGCCUAGCUGGAGUGGCUCAGAUGUCCAUUCGAAUGGGAGAUAUUCGUCGAGGGGUUAACCAAGCCAUUAAACAUCCUAGCAGGCUGCUAAAGAGAGACUGUGGAGCCAUUCUGGAGAGUAUGAAGCAAUUUUCAGAAGCCGCCCAACUAUAUGAAAAGGGGCAAUAUCAUGACAAGGCAGCAUCAGUAUAUAUCCGCUGUAAAAACUGGGCAAAGGUUGGUGAGCUUCUGCCUUGUGUAUCAUCUCCAAAGAUACACCUGCAGUAUGCCAAGGCAAAAGAAGCAGAUGGCAGAUACAAGGAAGCAGUUGUGGCUUAUGAGAAUGCCAAACAAUGGGACAAUGUAAUCCGGCUAUAUUUGGAUCAUCUUAACAAUGCUGAAAAAGCUGUUAGUAUUGUCAGGGAAACACAGUCUCUCGAUGGGGCCAAGAUGGUAGCCAGAUUCUUUCUGCAGUUGGGUGACUACGGUUCUGCCAUCCAGUUUCUGGUCAUGUCCAAGUGUAAUAAUGAAGCUUUCACACUGGCCCAACAGCACAAUAAGAUGGAGAUUUAUGCUGACAUCAUUGGUUCUGAGAAUACUACCAAUGAAGACUAUCAGAGUAUUGCACUAUACUUUGAAGGAGAAAAAAAACAUUUUCAGGCGGGCAAGUUCUUUUUGCUGUGCGGUCAGUAUGCCCGGGCACUAAAACACUUUCUGAAAAGUCAAAGCACAGAAGAUAAUAUGGCUAUAGAAAUGGCUAUUGAAACAGUGGGGCAGGCAAAAGAUGAAGCACUAACCAAUCAGCUGAUAGACUACCUUAUGGGGGAGAGUGAUGGUAUGCCCAAGGAUGCCAAGUAUCUGUUCCGCUUGUACAUGGCACUAAAGCAAUACAGAGAAGCUGCCCGAACUGCCAUAAUAAUUGCCAGAGAGGAGCAGUCUGCAGGAAACUACCGAAAUGCACAUGAUGUUCUUUUCAGUAUGUAUUCAGAACUCAAAACACAGAAAAUUAAAAUUCCUUCUGAGAUGGCUACAAAUCUUAUGAUUCUACACAGCUAUAUUUUAGUAAAGACUCAUGUUAAACGUGGAGACCACAUGAAGGGUGCACGCAUGCUUAUUCGUGUAGCCAACAACAUCAGCAAGUUCCCCUCACACAUUGUCCCAAUCCUGACGUCAACAGUGAUUGAGUGUCAUAGAGCAGGAUUGAAAAACUCAGCUUUCAGUUUUGCUGCUAUGUUGAUGAGACCUGAGUACCGCAAUAAAAUAGAUCUUAAAUACAAAAAGAAGAUUGAAGCAAUGGUCAGACGACCAGACACAUCUGAGGCAGAAGAGCCAACUACACCAUGCCCAUUCUGUGAAUUCCUGCUCCCAGAGUGUGAACUCCUCUGCCCUGGAUGUAAAAACAAUCUCCCAUAUUGCAUUGCAACUGGUCGGCAUAUGGUAAAUGAUGAUUGGACAGCCUGUCCAAAUUGUGACUUCCCUGCCCUGCACUCAGAGUUUAAAAAUAUGUUGCAGAGUGAAAAUAUAUGUCCAAUGUGUUCAGAAAGAGUUAGCAUUGUCCAUCUUAAGAAGAUGGCUGACUACACACCAUAUCUCAACCCAGAAAUGGAACAGUGAAUUUAUUCAAAAUGAUGGGAUCCUUCUGGAGUGUUGGGGCAUUAAGGAAGCUCCUUAUCAGUUUGGUGGAUAUUUUUUCCAAACAAUUUAAUACUGGAACAGUUGUCAGUUGUUCUCCAUUUUGGGAUACAAAAAUUAACAAAAUAUUUACAAAUGUACUUACUGAAAGCAGAAUAAAUCCAAUUUUACCCUUGCAUUUAAUUUUAAUUGAUAGUCGGUUCAGCUUCAGCAGCACAAAUGGGAAUAGUGCCAACUCUGUUUCAGCAGUCUCUGCUGCAUCUGUCUAUUUGUCACUUCAUUUGAGAGGGUAGUAACAAUAGAAUUCCCUCUGAGGUGACUGCUUCCAUGUGUUUUCAUUUAUAGGCAACUCAUUACUGGAGGGGUCGAUAGCUAGGAGAUGUGGAUAACUAAUACAAAUAGCUGAAGAAAGUAAACACCACAGAAAUUUAGCAAAAUAAAGAGGACAUCGCCCUGAUCUCAGAACCUUGGGGUAUACCCAUUUAAAGUUUUUCUGACUUGUUAGGAUAUUGUAAAGAUUUCCAUGUUGCCAUUAUAAUUUAAACACCAAUGUCUGUAUUGCUUCAAUUCCACAAGACUGCUUAGUUAGUUAAACUUGAGCUAGAAAUUCAAAGGGGGCGGGGGGAAAGAGAGAGAGAGAGAGAGAGACUUUGGGUAAAAGCAUAUUGGGCUAUCAGGCUUUGGGAUUUUUUCCUAUGCUUUGAAUUUUUAGUUCCUGAACAGUGCAGUAAGGGCAUUACAGAGCAGGAAUGGGCAAACUUUUUGGGCUGAGGGCCACAUCUGGGAAUAGAAAUUGUAUGGAGGGCCAUGAAUGCUCACAAAAUUGGGGUUGGGGAAGGGGAGAGGCUCGGCUGUAGGGUCUGAGUUAUGCUCAUCUCAAGCAGCUCCUGGAAGCAGUGGCAUGUCCCUUCUCUGGCUCCUAUGCAUGGAACACCCUUGGAGCAGGGCUACGCCAUGACAAUCCAAUGCCCCAGACCCCGCUCCCCAGCAGGAGCUUGUUGGCCGGCAAUCCAGCCUGCGGGCCAUAGUUUGCCCACCUCUGUGUAGAGCCUUAAACAUCUCCUCCUCAUUUUCAUAAUGAAUACAUGCAAUUUUAAUUCCAUAGCACAAAAGCAUCCAGAAGUGCUAAUUCUCACUGAGUAUUUUCCACUGCUGGCUUAAACGAGACAUUAGAGCUUUUCCAUGCCUCUCUACUUCAACAAAAUGAGGGGGAGGAUGGGAGUGGAAGGCAAAGCCCAAGGAAGAAAUUCUAAUACACACUGUAGCCCCAAAAGCUCAGGUCGAUUGUUAUUAAGGCCUGCUGCGGACAAAUAUGGUCUUCAACUUAUGGAAAGGGGGAGGGGAGGGGAGGGAGAGAACCUGAAUAAGCCAAAAUAUUUGUGAAACUAAUUUUAUUGCAAUUUUAUACAUUGCUGCAUUUUUAUAAUGUACAAAAGAAAUAUGCAAUUUAAAUUUUGGCAGUAUUUACAAGAUUUCACCACAUAAUAGCAGAGAUUUAGUAAAAAGGUUCAAAGUCCUGUGAAGAAAACUAUUAGUAUAAAUGGCAGGAAGCUAAACCCCUCUUUCAACAUGUUUCUGCUGAAACUACAGGUGACCUUCCAGCAGCAGACUAAAGUCUGCAGUUUGUUAACAUGCUGCAAAGCAUAAAAAAAAAAAGAUUGUAAACAUUUACAUUACCCCUGCAUAUUUGGAUUGCAAAGCAGCCACACUACCUCUAUAAGAGGAGCAUUUUCAGCCCACUGGUUCUACCCUUCCAGCUGCAAUAGAAUCACUGCUUCACCUUACUGAAAGUGGGUAUCUUUAGCAAGCAAAGCUGUGUCCAAAGCUAGAGUGGUUACCCAAUGUAAUCAGUCAGUACUGAACAGUUCAGUUUCUCAUUUCUUUCCUUUCCCUUUUCCUUUUUUUGUUUCUUCUCUGUUUGCUGCUUUUGACAGCUUGGAAGACGACUUUGCCUUUUUUUGCUGGAAAUAAAAUGUUAAAAUUUAAAAUGCAGGUUUAGUGUGCCAAGCUAAAUUGUGACAGAAAACAAUAAUCAGCAUGGCAACAUUCUCAAUAAAGAUAUCCUAAACAGA
Dermochelys coriacea (leatherback sea turtle) is the source of this 6748-nucleotide messenger RNA. RefSeq names its product WD repeat domain 19 (gene WDR19). The record is from RefSeq and is a predicted model, not a curated record. Lineage: Eukaryota; Metazoa; Chordata; Testudines; Dermochelyidae. Gene Ontology annotation, cellular component: intraciliary transport particle A; cilium. Bases 801 to 4658 code for a protein of 1285 amino acids. Gene Ontology annotation, biological process: intraciliary retrograde transport; cilium assembly. Gene Ontology annotation, molecular function: protein binding. The transcript has 37 exons.